UCAUUUAAAAAUAACAAGCACGCAACCCCGCCAUUUAAAUGUUUUAAAAGUCGUGUGUUUCCCGUUUAUCUCAAGUGUGGAAAAACAGCUAGGUUAAGUGAAAAGAGGUUUAGCCGCACGCUUGAGUCUUCGUCUCGUACAAGUUAACCUUAAAUAAGCAUCAUGGGAGCCAGUGAGAGCAAGAUGGGUGUGUCCGCACCAAUAAAACCAGAAGCAGCCAUCAAAAACAGUCGAGUCAGUCAUGUGAUAGAUCCACGCUCUCCUUCAACAGGAAUCGAUCGUACACCCAUUCAGGUCGGGGGGCUUGUUUCUAAAGCUGUUGCUGAGGUGAAAAGUGAGUGCCCUCUGGCAUUCCCUGAUCCCCGCUCACCUACUGUCGGCAUUACCCGCACCCCUGCCAGAGAAGUCAUGAGAGUGACAGUUGGGUCCUUUGCUCGCCGCCUGGGUAUGCUUUUCCUCAAUGAGACUGAAGGCAAAGUCCCUGAAGCCCCUCAGAAACUCUUCAAUGAUGCCGUGGAGGAGGAGGCCUUUAACAGUGAAGAGCUGGCUUCCACUGAGCCCCUCCUGAGCACUCGGACCUCCCACACCUUCGGCUCCCUGGCUGAGCAUGCUAACCUCUUGGACACCCCUGUGCUGCCCCAUCUCCAAAGUGUGGGUGACUCUAGCCCCUUUGUGCUUCUUGAGACUCCCCAAGUGGAGGUGGAGAUAGAAAUUGAGGCAGAUGUUAGUGUGGAGGAGGCUGAAGAAGCAAGAGAGUCUCCUCUUCACAAGAGACUGAGCAUGAGCCUGAUAACUUGCCACGAGGGAGCAACCUCGUCCCAGAUCUUUGCUGAGGUGCACUGUGACAGUACUUCAUCCUCAGUGCCUAAUGUGGAAGUGGAUCUCAGGGAUGGUGUGGAUCACUCUUACGCCUUUCCUUCUGUCACUGUUGAACCAGAGUCCCCUGUUGAGCCCUCCCUACCCACUGUUUCAGAUGAUUCCCCAGCUCAGGUGUCCCCUGCACAGUCAGAGGAAGCAGAGCAAAUGCCAUCUUCUGAGGAAACAAAGGAUCUUGUUAAAGAAUCUUCUUUGCCUUCUGCAUCUGCUCCAUCAGAGUCACCACUGGUCCCCAGCCCAGAGCAGCCACAGCUCUGCGCCGGCAUCCGCUGCCCCACCUUUGACUCAAAGAGCCCCAGUCAGGUGGUGUUCAAGCCGCAGUGGUUGGGAAAAGGUUUUGGUGCCACUGGGUUAAGAGCUAGAGGAGUGCAGGGGCACGGUGGAAAAGGAGGCUCCUCUCCUCUUGCUGUCCAUGUGGCUGUGAAGAACGUAACCAAUGAAAACAAAGGAAAGUCUGGAAAACUGAAGCAGAAAGGUACCGAAGGCCGCUCCCCGCUUCAGAUCCUUAAGGUGACCAACUCGCCCAGGGACCAGCGUCCUCAGAUGAAGCUGAAGGUGUCCACCCCAGAUAAGCAGAGGCUUGGACAGAUAGACCGCAGAGUGCUGGCAGUGUCUUUGGAUAAGGAGAAUAGAUAAUUCACUGCAGCAAUGUGUACAGAAUCCUUCCACUUAUCUCUUAAAACAAGCUUUUAUGUGUACAGCUUUCUUAACUGAUUAUGUCCUGUGUAUAUUACUAUAACUGCCACUUCAUGCAGUUUUCCAUACUGUUUUGCCCUCUUGUAAAUAUAAAUAAAAUUAUUUGCAUUCAUGCUUCAGAUUUAAAUCUUUAUAUUGGCUGUAAACUAGUUUUUGCUUUUGUUUCUCUUGUGCUUUCCUUGUGUGAUUUUGUUUUCUGAGAUUUUUUUAUUUUUUUUAUUACAUAAUUUUCUCCAACACCUAAAUUGUAAAAUUUCUGGUCUUUAUAUCUGCACAAAAAUGAAUAAACUCAACAUGAAA
This is a messenger RNA of Siniperca chuatsi (mandarin fish), 1872 nucleotides long. RefSeq names its product cell division cycle associated 3 (gene cdca3). The transcript is spliced from 6 exons. Lineage: Eukaryota; Metazoa; Chordata; Actinopteri; Centrarchiformes; Sinipercidae. Bases 163 to 1512 code for a protein of 449 amino acids. The record is from RefSeq and is a predicted model, not a curated record.